CCGCAGCCGUGCUUCCCAGCUGGGCCCUGCUCUCCCCCUCCCCCCAGCUCUGUGAAGCCACGACCUUUGCCCCUGCCCCCGUGUCCACCUCAGAGCCCGGCCUCCUGGCCACCUCCACGCCCAGCCUCGCCAUGGCCACCCUGGGCCUCCUCUGCCUCCUGCUGGGCUGGCAGGGGUCUCUGGCUGCAGUCUUCCUGCCCCAGGAACAGGCCACGCAGGUCCUGUGGAGGCUGAAGCGAGCCAACUCCUUCCUCGAGGAGCUGCGGGCAGGCUCGCUGGAGAGGGAGUGCCGAGAGGAGCAGUGCUCCUUCGAGGAGGCUCAAGAAAUCUUCCGGAGUCCUGAGAGGACGCGGCAGUUCUGGGCGUCCUACACUGACGGCGACCAGUGUGCCUCGAACCCCUGCCAGAACGGUGGCUCCUGCGAGGACCAGCUGAAGGCCUAUGUCUGCUUUUGCCUUGAGGACUUUGAGGGCCGGAACUGUGAGCGAAACAAGAAGGACCAGCUGGUGUGUGCCAACGAGAACGGGGGCUGUGAGCAGUACUGCCAAGACCACGAGGAGGGGUCACGCACCUGCCACUGUCACCAGGACUAUGUCCUCCAGGCUGACGGCCAGACCUGCACACCGAGGGUGCCGUUUCCCUGCGGGAAGAUCCCCAUCCUGGAGAAGAGAGACAGAGCUGGUCCCCAAGGCCGCAUCGUGGGGGGUGUGGAAUGUCCCAAGGGGGAGUGUCCCUGGCAGGCAGCCCUGAAGAUGAAUGGGCGUGUGCUGUGUGGGGGCUCCCUGCUGGCCCCCGACUGGGUGGUGUCUGCUGCCCACUGCUUUGACGGCUACUCUGGCCGUGGCAACCUCACCGUGGUACUGGGUGAGCACGACCUGCUGGAGGUGGAGGGCCAGGAGCAGGAACGGCCAGUGACGCAGGUCAUUAUCCCCGACGCCUACGUGCGGGGCAGGACGGACCACGACGUGGCGCUACUGCAGCUGGGGCAGCCAGCAGUGCUGGGGACCUGGGUGUCACCGCUGUGCCUGCCCACCAGCCCCUUCGCGGAGGCCACGCUGGCCCGGGUGCGCCUGUCGGCUGUCAGCGGCUGGGGGCAGCUGCUGGAGCGUGGGGCCACGGCACGCGUCCUCAUGGCCGUGUGGGUGCCACGCCUCAUGAGCCAGGACUGCCUCCAGCGCUCCCUGAAGGCCGCGAGGGCGCCCGCCCUCACCCCCAACAUGUUCUGCGCCGGCUACUCGGAUGGCAGCAAGGACGCCUGCCAGGGGGACAGUGGCGGCCCCCACGCCACGCCCUUCCGCAGCACCUGGUACCUGACUGGCGUGGUCAGCUGGGGCCAGGGCUGCGCCGCCGUCGGCCACUUUGGGGUCUACACCCGCGUGUCCCGCUACACUGACUGGCUCACCCGCCUCAUGGCUGCCGGGGGGCUCCCCUCCCAGGGGGAGGUCCUGCUCCGCGCCCCCCUGGGACCCCUCAGCCCACCCGCACCCUUGUCCCCCAGCCCUAGUCCACCCAUGACCCGAGUCCCCGCCCGUGACCUGGGUCCCCUCCCUGAUGCCCUGACCACUAGCUAUCCCGGGAAUUAAAUGUCUGUGGCCUUGC
This is a messenger RNA of Erinaceus europaeus (western European hedgehog), 1599 nucleotides long. RefSeq names its product coagulation factor VII (gene F7). Bases 132 to 1583 code for a protein of 483 amino acids. NCBI's taxonomy places the organism in Eukaryota, Metazoa, Chordata, Mammalia, Eulipotyphla, Erinaceidae. Gene Ontology annotation, cellular component: extracellular region. The record is from RefSeq and is a predicted model, not a curated record. The transcript has 8 exons. Gene Ontology annotation, molecular function: calcium ion binding; serine-type endopeptidase activity. Gene Ontology annotation, biological process: proteolysis; blood coagulation.